Molecule: messenger RNA, 924 nt
Organism: Puma concolor (puma)
Lineage: Eukaryota; Metazoa; Chordata; Mammalia; Carnivora; Felidae
Gene: TM2D3
Product: TM2 domain containing 3
Source: RefSeq, a predicted model, not a curated record
CCGCCUCGUGGCCCGGAAGUGCGCGCGCACCGGCGAGAUGGUGGCGGCGGGCGUCCCGCUGGGGGUCCUGCUCCGCCUCUGCCGCGUGCUGUUGUUCCUCUCCCAGUUCUACAUCUUGUCGGGCGGGGGAUCCUUAAAUUUAGAGCAGUCGCAGCCGCUGGCUCAGUCAAUAAAGGAUCCGGGCCCAACACGUACUUUCACAGUAGUUCCCAGGGCAGCAGAAAGUACUGAUAUCCCACCUUAUGUGAUGAAGUGUCCAAGUAAUGGUUUGUGUAGCAGACUUCCUGCAGACUGUGUAGAAUGCAGGACAAAUUACUCCUGUGUCUAUGGGAAGCCUGUCACUUUUGACUGCACAGUCAAACCUUCUGUUACCUGUGUUGAUCAAGACUUCAAAUCCCAAAAGAACUUUGUCAUCAACAUGACUUGCAGGUUUUGCUGGCAGCUUCCAGAAACUGAUUAUGAGUGUUCCAACUCCACCAGCUGCAUGACCGUGUCCUGUCCUCGGCAACGCUACACUGCCAACUGCACGGUGCGGGACCACAUUCACUGCUUGGGUAACCGUACUUUUCCAAAAAUGCUAUACUGCAACUGGACUGGAGGUUAUAAGUGGUCUACUGCUCUGGCUCUGAGCAUCACCCUCGGGGGGUUUGGCGCUGACCGUUUCUACCUGGGUCAGUGGCGGGAAGGCCUUGGCAAGCUCUUCAGCUUCGGCGGCCUGGGGAUAUGGACGCUGAUAGACGUCUUGCUGAUUGGCGUUGGCUACGUGGGACCAGCAGAUGGCUCCUUGUACAUUUAGCUGCGGCUCCGAGCUUCAGAGGAGCAGUGCUUCCCAGUCUCUUUGCCUGUAGGAGUUGAUGUGCUGUGAGUAAUGUAUUUGUAUGUUUUUAAUGUACAGCAUCUGUACUUUGCCUGCCUUGAUAAAGG